Molecule: messenger RNA, 4842 nt
Organism: Bombyx mori (domestic silkworm)
Lineage: Eukaryota; Metazoa; Arthropoda; Insecta; Lepidoptera; Bombycidae
Exons: 8
Coding region: 506-1951 (481 amino acids)
Molecular function (GO): actin binding
Source: RefSeq, a predicted model, not a curated record
UUCAGUUUGUGAGACAUAUUUUGACAGCUGAUAAUCGGCCAUUUGUGAAUUUAGUAAAUUUGCUAUCUAUUUUGUGAACUUCAUGCAUUUACUAGGAUUGGAAGCUGUCGAACUGGUUGCUUUGUUGAUAGUUAUUGACAUUUUCUCCGGUGGGUGUCUGUUCAAUACAAAAUUAACGGACAAAUAAAUGAACUCAAAACCAAUUUAAAUAACACCUGUUAUUGAUAGAAUUAAUCGAACGUAGUAAAAAUAAAUUCUAGUGCGCGCGUACUUCCUCAUAUUAUUAAUCUUUCGGAUCAAGGUUCUUCAAUGAUUUAAGUAAAGUAUCAUGAAUAGCUCCAAAGUGUGUUAUCGUGUAUGGAGUGUUGUCAUCACGUGCGGUUGUGUACGCGGAUGCUCGCUUUAGUUUGUCAGUUGGUAUUCUGCAUACAGAGUGUAGUGGCGACGCGGUGUAAAUAUUAAAUCGAAUGGCAUUUUUGGUAACAGUGUACUAGUUGGUGUGGAAAUGGCUCCGAAACCGCCGCCUCCUCCUGGUCCGCCGCCGCCGCCCGGACCUCCUCCUCCUCCCGUGUUCGGAGGAUCUAAAAAAGGCGGUGGAGCCGACGACAGAAAUGCGCUUCUAAGUUCUAUUAGGCAGGGCGCUAAGUUAAAAAAGACCGUAACAGUGGACAAAAGUGGACCAUACAUACCAGGGAAAGUGAAUAAUGUACCUAGCGGAACCGUGGCUGGAAACGGAGUGAAGGCUCCUCCGCCAAUGCAGAAUGGAGGUGGUGCACCUCCUGGGCUCGGUGGAUUGUUUGCUGGGGGAAUGCCAAAGCUACGGCCUACAGGGAAAUUGGCAGGUUCAACACCAAAUGGCCAAGUUAGGACAGAUGUUCCACGGCAUCCCCUACAACCAGCACCCUCACCCCAAAGGUCACCAGAAAAGACAAGACCCACAAUGCCAUCUCCAGGGGCUAAUGUCAGUGCCCUCUCAGCUGUCAUAUCUGGUACGCUAGCAGCCCGAGAACUAAUCAGAGAACGGGAGGCCCCUGUUCACCCUGCAAUAAGAAGACAGACUAGCGAUAUAAAGACUAGGGGACCACCUCCACAACCACCAGUACAGAAAUCAGCAAUGCCUUUGAGUUCAUCAGAUUCGGUGCUCACGACCGGUUCGAUAUCGGAACGGAUCAACAACCUUCAGCAGCAGGCGACCGAGCCGCAUCAGACGAGCGUCGGGGUCACCCUGCAGAGGAACAAGAGCUCGCUGCACGCCGCCUCUCAAUCGGCCCUCGGUGGCAGCAUGACGUCACUAUCGUCGGCUCCGACGCCGCGCGUGCCGUCUCCGGCGUCGUCGCUCUCCACGUCGGACCUGUCGGACCGUCCGCGCAGUCACGGGAAACCCAACCUGGCCCCGAAGCCGCCCGGCCCGGCGCCGGACCGACCCUCGCCGCCGCCCAAGAAAUUAAUCGUAAACGGCAAGAUGGCUUCCCGGACGCAGAGCAUGAGGGUCCCUAGGUCCCCGCCGGUGUCCCCGCCGUCCCCGCCGUCCCCCGGGGGCCGCCCCGCGCACCUGCCGCCCGCGCCCGCCCUGCCCCCCGUCGGGACCAAGAACCCGGCCUCGCACUUCGGUACGCUACGGGCGCCGCGCGUGCUGCGCCCCCCCGGCGUGUCGCCCCCGCCGCCCCCGCCCCCCGCGCGGCACGCCUCGCUCGCACACCCGCCGCCCCCGCCCCCGCACCACAGGCAGAACAGCUCCGGCGGUGACGACCCCCCGGCCCCCGCGCCCCCCGUCCGCGGCUCCUCCAUGCGCGCGGCCGACCUGGAGGCCAGGUUCGCGGAGAUGUUCCACCCGGCGACGCGCUUCCCGCCCCCCGACCCCUUCCUGCGCAUCGACAAGGGGUACAGCAGCGCCACCCUCGCCGGUAACAAGGCGCCGGCGCCGCCGCCUCCGCUGCGGGCGGGCUGCUAGCGCGCGCCGCGGGGCCCUCCGUGCCCCGCACCCGCGCCACCCCGCCCCGCCGCACCGCAAGAGACGCCCGACCGCCCGCUGCCCAUCGAGGACGCGCCCAUCCCUUCCGAUGUCGCCGACCUCAAGGACGUCGUGGAAGCGAUCAAUCGACUCUGCGAAGCCAUGAAAGGCCCCGAGUACGAGGACGCCGAGGGCGACCGACUCGUUUUACACGAGUCCGUCGUGGCCCCAGAACCGGUAGACUGCGAGUCCGAACUAAUUCAACCGGAACAAGUUCACGUUCAAACAGUGGAUAUUUAUGAAUCCGAAAACUGGAGCGACUGUCCCACGGACGACGUGGAGGCGGCGAAACUUCAUACACUGGAAACCGAUCGAUGUCAGUCACGGGAACCGACAAGCGAAACGUUUCUCAAAGUGGCUGAAGUUUCACGGGUGACUAAACGGGAACAACAGGAACAAGGUGAAGAGUGUGAGGGUGAGGGCGGGGGACGGGUGGUGGCGGCGGGGCACGUGGCCGCCAUGCGCGAGAUGUUCGAGAGCAUGACCCGCGCCGGCACGCCCUGCCCCCCGGACCCUGCGCGCCCCCUGUCCCCCUUGCCGGAGCGCCCGGGAUGAUACAGGAUUUGUUGUCGCUCGUUCUUCAACAGGACGUGACAGACGCGCUGUUCGGACGCUCGUCUGGUGAGUGUACUACAUGUGGUCGAUGUUCACUCUGCACGCCUCGGGAGGGUCGUGAAGUUGUUGUAAGCGCAAGUGUCAAAAUGUAACGAUAUUACUAUCGGAGUAGGUUAUUCAAUUUUCUUGUAGUCUCUCAUACUGAAACCCGAAGACUUUUCGGACAAAUAAAACGAAGCUAUAUUUAUAUCUUUGUGAUCUAGAAAAGCUCAAAUUUUGUAACUCGGUCAUAGUUAAGAGACUAAGGAUAUUAUAAUUAUUAACUGCGACCAAAUAGGGUUCACGUUGAAGUAAUACAGAUAUUAGCGAAGUUAAAUAUAAAUAAAGUACACAUAGGUGAAUUUAGAACGGUUUGUUUUCUAGUGUUGCCAUAUAUAGAUAGAAGAAAAGUUAAAUGUUGCCAAUUUAAUUUAAAUCUAUUGUCGUUCGUUUAAUUUUGAUGUUGUGAAUUUACCAAAAUAUUUAAUUGGGUUAAAACAAUCUUUCUGAGGUGAUAUUAGGUAAUUUUAAUUUAUAGUCCUGUUGUAACUGUAUUAAGUGAUAGUGUACGGGGUAGAGUAAGAAUUUUGUAUCUCUUCUAUCGAUUUUAUUAAUAAGGACUUGUUGUAAUAGUUGCUUAUAUCUUAGCAGGGUGGCCCCUGAUAUGAUAUAUGAUUCCACAUACAUACACUACACGCCCACAUUACAAGAACGGCGAUAAAGUGCCUUCGAAGGCAGUAAGAAUGGUAGAUAGGUUAGUGAAAUAUACCUGCCUAACUAACUGUCCGUUGUUAAUAUCUGAAGUGAUUUAAUCGAUUAAUUCGGUUUAGUCUUGUAAUCGAUUAUUUUUAUUUCAACAAUCCGAGUAUUUGAAUAUUUCACGGAAGACUGAGUGAACAUUAUCUAAAUUGAACAGUUUUUGAAACGUCAAAAUCUUAUAUUGCUUAGAUUCAGAUCAUUGUUUAGACGAUUGUGCUGGUCUUUACAUUUUCUUGAAUGAGUGUUGUGAAUGUAUUUCAAUAACAAUUACGUACUGUGCACGAAAUCUAGUCUUUCAAUCAAAUUCCUCCCAACCCCAGUAUUUUAUUCUUGUGUCGUCAUUCUGAUAAUGAAUCAUGAAGUUAAAUAACAAAACCUAUAGUUGUUGUUAAUUAGUGACGGUGACCACUCACCAACAGGUGGGCUGUUUGCUCCUUUGCCUAACGUGGUAAGAAAAAGAACGACUGUAUAGUAGAAUUAUUUUGUCCGUGCAGUUUGGGUCAUAAAACAUAGCCCGGCUAGGGCGGUGAGCUUGUUGCGCGGGCACAACGCCAUUAUCGAUAAAAACAAAUGACUCAUCGAAGGCAGGUACACGGCGGCGGGGUGGUAUACGAAGGGUGGUGAGAUAUUGCUAUGUUAUGAGUCAUUUGUACAUACCUGCAAAUUAUAGUAUAUUAUGUCAAAGAGAAAUGUGUUUUUAUGCAUUCGUUCUCUGAAUUUUUUUAGUGACACAAUGGCUACUCCUUUGUUUUGUAUCAAAACGGCAGAAUUUAUUCAAAUUAAUAUUUACACGUGUUGUUAUCAACAAUAUCUUAACAUUUUUCACUGAAAUAAGAAUAGAUCCCGAAAAGUUACAAAGUGUUAAUUUCCGCCGUUCUCGUUAACUUGCUGCGGCGAUAUGUGGUGUAAGUGUUCGAUUAGUGUUUUUUCUUCUAUUUUUAUUACUAACCCACAAAAUGACAAAAUUAAAUAUACUGUCGAUAACGCUUAUCGACAACAAUAAUGCGCAUCACUAUGCCCGUCCAUAAGGCUCGUGAGUGGAAGAGAGAGCGAAAUACUCGCUUCACCGCUCCGAUUUUUUAUGACCCAAACUGCACGGACAAAAUAAUUCUACUAUAGUUGUCAAUCUUUGCUAGGGUACAGGUAUGUAAUUAUGCUCUUGGUAUGAAGCGCGAAACUGGGAUUGCAUAUUGCGCGAAAAACAUAUAUACAUAUUUAAAUAAAAACGUCUCGUAUAGCCAUUUCAAGUUUGGUAAAGAAGGCUGUCCAAGUUAAGGAUGUUUCUGAGCCAAAAAAGUCAAGACACGAAAUGGCGGGUCAUAUGUACUAAAUGUUUAUCAGUCUUCAAGGAAUUUUCAUUUUUUUAAUUAAGAUUAUUAUUAAAUAUGUGAUCUGAACAGCCAUGGCGGAUCCAGAUUGUAUUACACGCAUUUACGUUGUCUAUUAGAACAAGUAUAUAAACGUAUUAAGCAAACCGA